GGCGGCGCCCCAGGGCGAGCCUGCCUGGGAGUAACUGCCCUUAAAACUGCCUGGCCUUGGCUUCCGAGAAAGCCAAGCCCGCCUCCUAAGACUGGCUCGCUCAAGGCUUCGCUGCCUGCGCCUUCGAGUAGGACGCGCUUAACGUGCGAGUGCGUAAUUUUCCUCCCAAGUAAGGCGUCCGGAACCGGGACUUGGUCGAGCGCAGCCCCCCCUUCCUCCCCUCGGCGCCUGCCGACGUCAGCCUCUUCGCCCACCCCCGAAAAGCGCCCGUCCCGUUCCUCCGCCUUCAGCCCCACGUGCACCUCCUUCCGACGAGGCUGCGCCGACCCGCUUUGGCCGCUGGCAUUUGCCGAAAAGCCACUCGGGGAGCGCUUCAGGCCGGCGUGGUGGGAGCAGCGUCUCUGUCCUCUGGGCGGCUCCGGCGCAAGCGGGGAGGCUUGCUGAGGCGAGGAGCGCGUGUGAACUCCAGGAGGAGACCCGAAGAGGCGCCCCCGGAGGACUGCAUUCUCAGAAGCUUCCAGGAAGCAGAAUUCUUCUGAAAAGUUAAAGGGCAAAUGGCACCCACAUACCUUGUUUACUACCUGCAACAAGCUAAUAAUGGCUACAUCUAUCCCCUUGAAAUAGACUGAUGUGACUCUGAGGCUUCUCCAUUGUUCAGAGAAGAAUGAACAACAGGAUGAGAGCAUCUAGCAUCUUUUUUUUCCCUUGCAUGUAUUUGUAGCUCUAUGUCCAUGGCCUCUGAAGACCUUGCAGGCCAGUCACCCAAUCUCUACAUUCGACAGAAUUCUACCAGUGCAGUUUCUCUUGAUUUUGAGCCUGAUGCCAACUAUCAAUUUGUGGAGACCUUAGAAGACCGGUAUAAAUGUACUUAUUGCCAUCUAGUCCUUCACAAUCCUCACCAGACAGGAUGUGGGCACAGAUUUUGCCAGCGCUGCAUUGUCUCUCUGAGAGAACAGAAUGUUGUGCCCACUUGUCCCGUGGACAAAGAAAUAAUAAAACUUCAUGAGGUUUUCAAAGACAAUUGUUGUAAAAGAGAAGUUCUCAAUUUGCAAGUAUUCUGCCGAAAUUUUCCAGAUUGCAAUGCAGAAACAUCUCUAGGGCGAUUCCAGGAUCACCUUCAACAAUGCUCAUUUGAAAGUGUGCAAUGUACUAAUGAAGGAUGUUGUGAAAAAAUUCUUCAAAAGAAUUUGAAAGAACAUUUAGAUUUGCAUUGUAACUUUCGAAAGGAACUGUGCCAGUACUGUAAACAGCCUGUUGCUGCAAUGAAUUUAAAGAUCCAUGAGAGAACAGGUUGUCCUGAAUAUCCUUUGAUUUGUCCCCAUGGCUGCAUGCAAGUAAUUCUAAAAAAAGAGGUGGAAGAUCAUGUUUCAGUAUGUCCUGAGGUGGAAAUUGAUUGUCCAUAUAACCAGUACGGCUGUCUGACAAAGAUUAAAAGAGAGAAGCUUUCAGAACAUGAGAAUGCCUACUUGAAAGAACAUAUGCUACAGAUCUUGGAUAGGAACUCAAAACUGGAAGAUCAGAUCUCUGAGCUUUACAAGAACCUAGAGCAUAAAGAGGUGAAGAUCCAGCAGUUAGCAGAGAUGGUUAAAAAAUGUGAGAAAGAAUUCAGGCAGUUCACACUAUAUGGUAAAAACAGCAACCUGCUGCUAGCAGGCACUCAGACUCUAGCAGUUCAUAUUGAUAAAUCUGCCUGCCUGGAAACACAAGUGAGACAGUUGGUACAAAUGGCAAAUCAACAACAGAGUAAAUUUGACCUGAGACCGCUGCUGCAGACCAUUGACAACAUAAAGCAAAAAGUUGCUUUCUUGGAAUCAUAUGAGCAACGUUUAGUUGUUCUGAAAGACUUAUCCAACCAACAUGAUGUCCACCUUGGUAUCCACAGAGCACAACUUAACAAAAAUGAAGAACGAUUUAAGCUGUUGGAAGGGACAAGUUACAAUGGGAAACUCAUUUGGAAAAUAGUGGACUAUAAGAUGAAGAAAAAAGAGGCUGUGGAAGGCCACUGUCUCUCCAUAUUCAGCCAGCCUUUUUAUACCAGUCGCUGUGGGUAUAGACUAUCUGCCAGAGCCUAUCUGAAUGGAGAUGGUUCAGGAAAAGGAACUCAUGUUUCCUUGUACUUUGUGGUAAUGAGAGGCGAGUUUGAUUCACUGCUACCGUGGCCUUUUAAGCAAAAAGUUACACUCAUGCUUCUGGACCAAAGUGGAAAGAAAAACCACAUUGUUGAAACCUUUAAGGCUGACCCUAACAGCAACAGCUUCAAAAGGCCAGAAGGAGAAAUGAAUGUUGCCUCUGGCUGUCCGCGAUUUGUUCCACACACUUUGCUGGAAAGCGGAAAGAGUACCUACAUCAAAGAUGACACACUCUUCCUGAAAGUUGUGGUGGAUUUAACUGAUCUUGAAGAAUUAUGAGAAGACCUUUAAAAAAAAAUAGGAUCAGUGAAGGUCGCACUGCAUUAUUUCAGACAGCAGGAGGGAAAGCUGCUCUUCAGUACCACUGAUCUAUUUUUACACACUUUGAUUGUAUUGUACUGACAACCAUUUUGUACUUUUUCAAACGGAAAGUGGUCAUGUCUCUUAAGGGAAUUUUAUACAGGUAUCAAAAUGUGGUAUUAUACUUUUUUUAAAAAGUUUGGAAGUUCUUAACUGGAUCAUCAUCCCAGAAGUAAAAUUUUCAGGUGAUAUUGAAGCAGCAAUUUCUGGAACCCAAAGACAGAGCCAUUGGUUCUAGUCCAUUUCUUGAAAGCAUUACUACAGAGGUGCUAGUUUCCAAGGACUGUUUUCUGCAUUUCACUAGGUUGGAGAAAACUAAAGAAUGCUGAUGUCACCUUGAUUUAUAAUCAUACUGUGAGAUACUCCUCUUCCUGAUUUAUAGCCAUACUGUGAGAUACUCCUGCCCAACUAUAGCCUAAUCCUGUGUGUAUGCAGUCAGUAGUAGAACUGAAGUUAUUAGGGCUUACUUCCAAGCAAGGUUUUUGGUUUUUUAAUAAGCUUCUGAACAUAAAAAUAUUUGGAAUUGGUCUUUUUAUAAAUCAUGUGAGCUUAGCAUUGUUUUGAAAGGAAAGGCACCUUGCAAGAAAAUCCCUAACCUUAAUUAUCAUCUUAGAACUGCAAAGCUGGAAGGGACCCUAUUCAAGCCUAGCUCCUGUCAAGGAAACAUAAUGGGGACUCAGGCUCCUGACCGGUGGGUGGCUCCCCCGCAGCCAGAUACCUAAACCAAGGGGUUAUCCAGCAGUUCAUAAUUCUAGAGUUCUUAAGUUUGCCAUAGGGUAUUUGGUCAGCAUAUCAAUUUGCAAGUACAAUGGACCCUUUUGUCUCACUGUUGCAACAUGUAAGGAGAGCUCAACACUUGUUGAACUGGUGCUUUUUGUGCCUCGGCUGCUCAUCAGUCUGCAGAUUUGUGGGCCAGUUUUUUCCCUUUUCAUUAAUAUGUUUCCUCAACAUAUCAGAAACAGUGUGGCCAGUUAACACCUUUGAGAUCACAGUUUUAUUUUAUUUAUUUAUUUAUUUAUUUCAUUUAUACCCCGCCUGUCUAGUCAAUUGUGACCACUCUAGGCG
Pogona vitticeps (central bearded dragon) is the source of this 3554-nucleotide messenger RNA. It is a transcript of the gene TRAF5, whose product is annotated as TNF receptor associated factor 5. Gene Ontology annotation, biological process: regulation of apoptotic process; signal transduction; positive regulation of canonical NF-kappaB signal transduction. Gene Ontology annotation, cellular component: cytoplasmic side of plasma membrane; plasma membrane signaling receptor complex. NCBI's taxonomy places the organism in Eukaryota, Metazoa, Chordata, Lepidosauria, Squamata, Agamidae. Gene Ontology annotation, molecular function: thioesterase binding; zinc ion binding; tumor necrosis factor receptor binding. The record is from RefSeq and is a predicted model, not a curated record.